Loxodonta africana (African savanna elephant) is the source of this 2454-nucleotide messenger RNA. RefSeq names its product matrix metallopeptidase 9 (gene MMP9). Bases 49 to 2247 code for a protein of 732 amino acids. Gene Ontology annotation, biological process: extracellular matrix organization; proteolysis; collagen catabolic process. Gene Ontology annotation, cellular component: extracellular matrix. Gene Ontology annotation, molecular function: metalloendopeptidase activity; zinc ion binding. Lineage: Eukaryota; Metazoa; Chordata; Mammalia; Proboscidea; Elephantidae. The record is from RefSeq and is a predicted model, not a curated record. The transcript is spliced from 13 exons.
UUAAAGCCCCCAAGAGUGCAGCUGCAGUCAGACACUGCUACCCUCACCAUGAGCCCCUGGCAGCUCCUGGUCCUGGCGCUCCUGUUGCUGGGCGGCUGUUCUGCCGCACCCCGACCUCACCAACCCACCUUUGUGGUCUUCCCAGGAGACCUGAGAUCCAAUCUUACUGACAUGCAGCUGGCAGAGGAGUAUCUGUACCGCUAUGGCUACACUCGUGUGGCGGAGAUGAACAGUAAGGUGUCCCUGGGUCGAGCGCUAAGGCUUCUCCAGCAAAACCUGGCCCUGCCCGAGACCGGCGAGCUGGACAGCACCACCCUGGACGCCAUGCGAGCCCCGCGCUGCGGCGUCCCAGACAUGGGUGGCUUCCAGACCUUCGAGGGUGACCUCAAGUGGAACCACCACAACAUCACAUACUGGAUCCAAAACUACUCGGAAGACUUGCCCAAACAAGUGAUCGAAGACGCUUUUGCCCGCGCCUUCGCGGCGUGGAGCGAGGUGACACCACUCACCUUCACCCGCCUGCGCAGCGAGGAUGUGAAGGACGCCAGGGACGUGGACAUCGUCAUCCGGUUUGGGGUCAAGGAGCACGGAGACGGGUAUCCUUUCGACGGGAAGGACGGGCUGCUGGCACACGCCUUUCCUCCCGGCCCCGGCAUUCAGGGAGACGCGCACUUCGACGAUGACGAAUUGUGGUCGUUGGGCAAGGGCGUCGUGGUUCCCACCCGCUUUGGAAACGCAGAUGGCGCCGCCUGCCACUUUCCCUUCACCUUCCAGGGCCGCUCGUACACUGCCUGCACCGCCGACGGCCGCUCCGACGGCCAGCUCUGGUGCAGCACCACGGCCGACUAUGACACCGACCGCCAGUUUGGCUUCUGCCCCAGUGAGAGGCUCUACACCCAGCACGGCAAUGACAACGGCAAGCCCUGCGUGUUUCCGUUCACGUUCGAGGGCCGCUCCUACUCGGCCUGCACCACCGACGGCCGCUCGGAUGGCUACCGCUGGUGCGCCACCACCGCCAACUACGACCAGGACAAGCUCUAUGGCUUCUGUCCCACCCGAGCUGACUCUACAGUGACCGGGGGCAACUCGCCGGGAGAGCUGUGCACCUUCCCCUUCGUUUUCUUGGGCGAGGAGUACACGGCCUGUACCAGGGAGGGCCGCAGAGAUGGGCGCCUCUGGUGUGCCACCACCUCGAACUUCGACCGUGACAAGAAAUGGGGCUUCUGUCCAGACCAAGGAUACAGCCUGUUCCUUGUGGCGGCGCACGAGAUCGGUCACGCGCUGGGCUUAGAUCACACUUCGGUGCCCGAGGCACUCAUGUACCCCAUGUACCGCUUCACCGAAGACCCCCCGCUGCAUGAGGACGACGUGAAGGGCAUCCAGCAUCUGUAUGGUCCUCGUCCGAAACCUGAACCACGGCCUCCAACCACCACCACUGCUGAACCCCAACCCACAGAUCCCCCGGCUAUCUGCCCCACAGGACCCCCAACUGUCCACCCCUCAGAGCGUCCCACUGCUGGUCCCACCGGCCCCCCUUCGGCUGGUCCCACCGGCCCCCCUUCAGCUGGCCCCACAGGUCCCCCCACUGCUGGCCCCACAGGUCCCCCCACUGCUAGCCCUUCUACGACCUCCACUGUGCUUUUGGAUCCAGCAGAAGAUGCAUGCAAAGUGAACAUCUUUGACGCCAUCGCAGAGAUCGGAGACCAUCUGCAUUUCUUCAAGAAUGGGAGGUACUGGCGACUCUCUGAGGGCAGGGGCCCCAGGGUACAGGGCCCCUUCCUUAUCUCGGACACGUGGCCCGCCCUCCCUCUGAAGCUGGACUCUGCCUUUGAGGACCCGCUCACCAAGAAGGUUUUCUUCUUCUCUGGGCGCCAGGUGUGGGUGUACACGGGCUCGUCGGUGCUGGGCCCGAGGCGCCUGGACAAGCUGGGCCUGGGCCCAGAUGUGGCUGAAGUCACCGGAGCCCUUCCGCGCGGCGGGGGUAAGGCGCUGCUGUUUAGUAGGCAGCGCUUCUGGAGGUUCGACGUGAAGACGCAGACUGUGGAGCCCCGGAGCGUCCGCUCGGUGGACCAGGUGUUCUCCGGGGUGCCCUUGGACACGCACGACAUCUUCCAGUACCGAGAGAAAGCCUACUUCUGCCAGGACCGCUUCUACUGGCGCGUGUGUUUCCGGAAUGAUAAUGAAGUGAACCAGGUGGACCAAGUGGGCUACGUGAACUUUGACAUCCUGCAGUGCCCUGAGGAGUAGGGCUUCCUAUUGUGUUUCAGCCGUGGAGUGAGGGCUCCCAUGGGGGCCCUCCCCAGUGGGGAAGGGGCCAGUUUGCCGGAUACGAACUGGAAACUGGUGGGUCUAUUCUGGGGGACAGGAAGGAGCGGAGGUGGGCUGGCCCCCUCCUCCCACCUUCCUUUUUUGCUGGAAUGUUUCUAAUAAACUUGGAUUCUCUAACCUCCAGAA